Messenger RNA from Poecilia reticulata (guppy), 1332 nucleotides. RefSeq names its product CD81 antigen-like. The record is from RefSeq and is a predicted model, not a curated record. Gene Ontology annotation, cellular component: plasma membrane. NCBI's taxonomy places the organism in Eukaryota, Metazoa, Chordata, Actinopteri, Cyprinodontiformes, Poeciliidae.
CUCGGUUUUCACUCUUCGUUACGAAGGAGGAGUUUUCUGUUUUAGCUGGCUCGAAUAAAAUCUGAGUGAUCCCUGAAAGUAGACUUUGGUUUGAGCAGAAGGACGAGCUGAAAAGAAGCGGCAACAAUGGCUGUGGCAGGCUGUACGAAAUGCAUAAAAUAUAUGUUAUUCUUCUUUAAUUUUAUUUUCUGGCUGGCCGGAGGUGUGAUCUUAGGAGUGGCCCUGUGGUUACGCCAUGACAGUAAAACCAGCAACCUCCUCAUACUUCAGUUUGAAGGCCAGCAGGCGCCGAGCACCUUUUACAUCAGCGUCUACAUACUGAUCGCUGUCGGAGCUGUCAUGAUGCUCGUGGGAUUCUUGGGAUGUUACGGUGCCAUUCAGGAAUCUCAGUGUCUGCUAGGAACGUUUUUCUUCUUUUUGGUGAUCCUCUUUGCCUGUGAAGUGGCUGCAGCAAUCUGGGGCUUCAUGAACAGGGACACUAUGUCCAAAGAGCUGAUUAAUUUCUAUGACGCUGCGUACAUCAAGGCUGUGGAUGUCACUGGGUCCCCGAGUAAAGACGCAGCCAUCAGUGUGCUGGGUGCUUUCCACACUACGCUAAACUGCUGUGGGAAAGGCGAGGACACUCCUCUAUUCAUGCAAGUCCGCUCCACUUUGUGUCCCUCGGGAAUACUUUCUGCACCAAUACCCAAGAGCUGCCACAGGGAACUCGUCGCUCUGUUCUCCGAGAAGCUCCACCUCAUCGGCCUGGCCGCCUUGGUGGUUGCCGUCAUCAUGAUCUUUGAGAUGAUCUUCACCAUGGUGCUCUGCUGUGGGAUUCGCAACAGCCCGGGAGUUUACUAAGCGUUUAAAGGCCAGGAGCAAACCACAGCAGCUGAGACCAGAGGGGCCUGUGUCUGUGCUACUGAAAGCACUACAUGUAUAUUAUCCUAUUUACUAUAGAUUAGAUCUUGUUUAUGUAUUACUCAUCUGCCAUUACUUUCAUUAUGUGACUGUGACUGACCUGUCAUCGUUUUCUUUUAUCCCAUCAGUUUGUUGGAAAAUGUUUCUCUAGCAGAGUUUGUGGGUGUGUAAUAUGUAUAUAAACGUAUUGUUUAUUAGAAAGGAGACAACAUGUGUAUGCGUGUGUGUGUGUGAGCGUGUGUAUGCGUGCUAACUGGGUAGCUGUCUGUGUUGUAUCUAGCUGCAGGGUGACUGUUAUUUAUUCUGCAGUGUUUCUGGGAUCAGCAAGGAGGCUUUAACUGGACCGUGUGUGUCUUCUAACCUGAAGAAAAGAUCAUGCUCUCACGUUUGUUAACUUGUGAAUCUUCCCAUAUUAAAUACAGGCAAAACUUU